AUGGCUCCCUGGCUGGGUGUGGACGAGGCCCCUGCGGGGGACGGCCCGGCGGCGGGCGCGGAGGACUGGAUGGAGCGGCUGAGCGACCCAGAGUUCAUGGCGAAGUUCGAGGAGUUUGCAGACAAUCCAGAGGGCGACCCCGAGGUCAUGGAGUUUGUCCGGAAGGUGUACGAAGAUCCCGAGGUGCAGAUGUUGUCCGCGAGGCUGGACGGGGAGCAGGGCGAGACUGAGGCUUGGAAGCCAGCGGCGCCGAACAGAAUGUGGAAGUUUCAGAAGAGACCGCGGCGCGAGGAUAGAUUACCCUUGCUGCAGCCGAAGUGGAUGAAGCUGGCCGGCGUGGCCGAUGGAUCGAUGAGCCCGAGGGAUGAGCAGGGCGAGCCGAUCGAGCUGCGCACCAAAGCUCCCCCGAGGGAGAGCAUCUUCCGGACGCAGCCGUUCGCCAGGGGCUGCCGAAUGGGGAUCCGCGUCCCGACCGUGUGCAGCCCCAUGUGA
This is a messenger RNA of Prorocentrum cordatum, 492 nucleotides long. NCBI's taxonomy places the organism in Eukaryota, Dinophyceae, Prorocentrales, Prorocentraceae. The record is from the annotation of a GenBank genome assembly.